AUGGAUCUAUUCGCAUUUUUGGAUGAGGCUGCUCCCGAAGAUGUGCCUAUGGACGUGCAGGCAGAGAACAGUACGGCCAAUGGUCACUCGGACAGGCGGAAACGCAAGGCAGAGUCUCCAGCACCGUCAAGAUCCCCUACUCCAGUGGCUAGUUCGCAAGAAAGGGACGGAGCACCAGAGGAGGGUCCUCCCACAAAGAGGCCGCGUGUAGCCUCGCCAAAACCCAUGGUCGUGGACGAGGUCGAGAUUGAAGCGAAGCGAGAAGUUGCUGCCAGCGCGGGCCUCACUGGGGGCGCAGAGGGUGGGCUGCGUCUUGAGCUUAAACAUCAGGUCCGGCACCAAGUCGCAGUCCCCCCUGGAUACCCAUACGUGCCAAUAGCAAAUCAUGUCCCUCCAGCAAAACCGGUGCGGGAAUACAAGUUCACACUGGAUCCUUUCCAACAAGUCUCCGUCCACGCAAUACAACGAAACGAGAGUGUAUUGGUCUCUGCUCAUACCAGUGCUGGAAAGACGGUCGUAGCGGAGUAUGCUAUCGCACAAUGUCUUCAAAGCAAGCAGCGUGUCAUCUACACGAGUCCCAUCAAGGCUAGUAGUCACGUCCCUGUACCGUACCUUCACGCCCUGAGUAACCAGAAAUACCGAGAAAUGUUAGCUGAGUUCGGCGACGUCGGUCUGAUGACCGGGGACGUCACGAUCAACCCUUCAGCGACAUGUCUAGUGAUGACAACCGAAAUUCUACGUUCCAUGCUGUACAGGGGCUCCGAAAUCAUGCGGGAAGUCGCAUGGGAACGUGGCGUGGUCUGGGAGGAGACCAUCAUCCUUCUACCGCACACUGUACGCUACGUCUUCCUGUCCGCUACGAUUCCGAACGCCAUGCAGUUCGCGGAGUGGAUAUGCAAGUCGCACGAGCAGCCCUGUCACGUCGUGUACACCGACUUCCGACCGACGCCACUGCAACACUACCUGUUCCCUGCGGGCGGCGAGGGCAUCUACCUCGUAGUCAACGAGAAGAGCGAGUUCCGAGAGGACAAUUUCAGCAAGGCUAUGGGCAUGCUACAGGAGAGGCAGGGCGAUGACCCCGCGGACCCGAAGAGUGGGAAGGGUCGCAAGGGGAAGUCCAAGAAGGGUGGCGACAAAAAAGGCUCGUCGGACAUCCAGAAAAUCGUAAAGAUGAUCAUGCUGAAGAACUACAACCCGGUCAUCAUCUUCGCCUUCAGCAAGCGCGAGUGCGAGGGCCUCGCGCUGACCAUGUCUAAGAUGGAGUUCAACUCGACGGACGAGCAGGAUCUUGUCACGAGCAUCUUCAACAACGCGAUUGACAACCUCGCGGAGGACGACCGCAAGCUCCCGCAAAUAUUGAACCUCUUGCCCCUUCUGAAACGCGGUAUCGGCAUUCACCACGGCGGGCUUCUCCCCAUCUUGAAAGAGGUCAUAGAAAUUCUCUUCCAAGAGGGUCUCAUCAAGGUCCUCUUCGCAACAGAAACGUUCUCCAUCGGGCUCAAUAUGCCGGCUAAGACGGUCGUCUUCACCGCCGCACGUAAGUUCGACGGGCGGGAGUUCCGCAACCUGUCGUCGGGCGAGUACAUUCAGAUGUCCGGGCGCGCCGGCCGUCGUGGCCUCGACGAUCGCGGCGUGGUCAUCAUGAUGUGCGACGAAAAGCUCGAGCCGAGCGCAACGAAGGAGAUGAUCAAGGGCGAGGCGGACCGGCUCGACUCCGCGUUCCACCUCGGCUACAACAUGGUGCUCAACCUGAUGAAGGUGGAGGGUAUCAGCCCCGAGUUCAUGCUGGAGCGAUGCUUCUUCCAGUUCCAGAGCAGCAUGGGAGUGCCGCUGCUCGAAGACGAACUUCGCCGCGAAGAAGAGCGGAAGCAGUCGAUUGUAGUCGCUGACGAGGAGAGCGUUGCGGAGUAUUACGAAUACCGCCAGCAGCUGGAUCAGAUGGGCCAGGACUUCAGAGACGUCAUCACGCACCCGAACUACAGCCUCCCGUUCUUCCAGCCCGGCCGCCUGGUGUGGAUCAAGUAUAAAGACCUCGACUUUGGCUGGGGCGCUAUCGUCAACUAUCAGAAGCGCCUGCCGCCGAAGAACGUGCCCGUUGCGGGAUUGGAUGAUGUACCGCCGCACGAACAGUACAUCCUGGAUGUCGUUCUGAGAUGCGCCGAGAGUUCGUCAUUACCGAAGGACCGGAACAUCACUGUUGCGACACCUGGCGGAGUGCAGCCAUGUUCGAAGGGCCAGAAGGGCACCCCGCUCAUUGUCCCUGUGUUCCUCUCGACAGUCAAGGCAGUCAGCCGCUUGCGUACCAACCUACCGAAGGACCUACGCCCUCUCAAUGCCCGUGAGACCGUGCAGAAAAUCGUGCAGGAGGUUGAGCGCCGCUUCCCUGACGGUCCUACUCUGCUCGACCCCGUACAAGACAUGGAGAUUAAUGACGACAAGUUCAAGGCCCUCGUGAAGAAGAUUGACCUCAUGGAGAGCAAGCUAGUCUCGUCUCCUUUACACAAGGAUCCGCGUCUCCCUGAGCUGUACACCGCGUACAAGCGCAAGCAGGAGUGUCAAACGAAGAUUCGCGAGCUGAAGAAGCGGAUACAGGCGACGAAUGACGUGCUUCAGAUGGAGGAGCUCAAGUGCAGAAAACGCGUGCUCAGGCGGUUAGGCUUCACGACGAGCGCCGACAUCGUGGACAUGAAGGGACGAGUUGCGUGCGAGAUCAGCACAGGCGAUGAGCUCCUAUUGACAGAGCUGAUCUUCAACGGCGUCUUCAACCCGCUGAGUCCGGAACAAUGCGCAGGGCUCCUGAGUUGCUUCGUAUUCACGGAGAAGAGCGAACAAGUCACCAAGCUGAAAGAGGAACUUGCUGCCCCUCUGCGCGUCAUGCAAGAGAUUGCACGGCGGAUCGCCAAGGUGUCAAAAGAGUCCAAAUUGCCGAUCAACGAAGACGACUACGUGAAGUCGUUCAAAGUCGAACUCAUGGACGCAGUUGUGCAAUGGUGCCGCGGUGCAUCAUUCGCAGAUAUCUGCAAGCUCACGGACCAGUUCGAAGGAUCGCUCAUCCGUGUAUUCCGCCGUCUCCAGGAGCUUAUCCGGCAGAUGGCCCAGGCGGCGAAGGUCAUUGGGAACAGCGAACUGCAAGAAAAGUUCGAGAAGGCGAGCGAGAUGCUCGAAAGGCCGAACUCCGUCAUCUUCUGCUCGUCCCUGUAUCUCUAGAAGCUCAAGAAGCUUCCGUCAUGACUCAUCGUCGGUCUGCAUGUUUUCGUAGAGCUACAUUGGAUGUGUUUGUCAUUUGCAGUAUUCUUUACCACAGUACAGCCCGUGUACGCCUGUUCACAUGCCCAGUUGCAGAGUUAUAUGUAGCGUAACAGGAUUGCUUCAUGCCGAUGUCCUUUAGUCCAAUCUGCCGCACGUCUAGCACGCACCCUCAUCCACCCAGACACCAGCUGUAUUGAUUUCCUGUCAGCUUCGCUGUUUCACUCGACAUUUCGAAUCAACGCACCUGAGCCGCCCGGGGUAUCGCCG
Molecule: messenger RNA, 3516 nt
Organism: Fomitopsis serialis
Lineage: Eukaryota; Fungi; Basidiomycota; Agaricomycetes; Polyporales; Fomitopsidaceae
Product: antiviral helicase
Exons: 10
Coding region: 1-3207 (1068 amino acids)
Biological process (GO): RNA catabolic process; maturation of 5.8S rRNA
Cellular component (GO): nucleus
Molecular function (GO): RNA helicase activity; RNA binding; ATP binding
Source: RefSeq, a predicted model, not a curated record